GUUACCCAGCCGCCUUCCUGCUUGCCUUCUCUUCACGUCUUCCCCUCCCCUUAGAUCCACCCCUUUCGUUGGUACAGUACUUCGGCCCGGCCAUUCGCUAGGCUGGCGGUUGCCUAGGCAACGAGUAGCUGCCGGCGCUGAGCCCGGGCCGGGCAGACUCGGAAGGGUUGCUGGCGGUUCGGACAUUGGGAUGAGGGGGCCGAACGGAGCGGAAGGACUCCGAGGGGGAGGCCCCGGACCCUCCACAGGCGGCGAGAAGCUCGGCAGAUUCUUGUAGGAAUGGCCCCAUUAUGCCCUUCAGUGCUGAAUUAUUUCUGGAUAGAGUGGUUAUAAUACUGGGAAAGAAGACUGAUGACUUAAGCAACUACUAUGACAGAUUAUUCACUCAUGUAGCAGCAACAUUCCGGAAAAUUAAUAGUUCCAGCAAUUUUUGAAGGAUUUGGCUAAUUUGCAAGAUGAAUCGUUACACAACUUUGAAGCAACUUGGGGAUGGAACGUAUGGCAGUGUGCUGAUGGGCAAGAGUAAUGAAUCAGGGGAGCUGGUGGCCAUCAAAAGAAUGAAAAGGAAGUUCUAUUCUUGGGAUGAAUGUAUGAACCUGAGAGAAGUCAAGUCUCUGAAAAAACUUAAUCAUGCCAAUGUGAUAAAGCUGAAAGAAGUUAUUCGAGAAAAUGACCAUCUUUAUUUUGUGUUUGAAUAUAUGAAAGAAAAUCUCUAUCAGCUGAUGAAAGACAGAACUAAGUUGUUCCCAGAGUCUGUUAUCAGGAACAUAAUGUAUCAGAUAUUACAAGGGUUAGCUUUUAUUCAUAAACAUGGAUUUUUCCACCGAGACAUGAAACCUGAAAAUCUUUUGUGUAUGGGUCCAGAACUUAUCAAAAUAGCUGAUUUUGGAUUGGCUAGGGAACUACGAUCACAACCCCCGUAUACUGACUAUGUUUCCACCAGAUGGUACCGUGCUCCUGAAGUUUUACUUAGAUCUUCUGUCUAUAGUUCUCCUAUUGACAUAUGGGCUGUUGGCAGCAUAAUGGCUGAACUAUACACAUUAAGACCACUUUUUCCAGGAACAAGUGAAGUUGAUGAAAUCUUUAAAAUUUGCCAAGUGCUAGGAACCCCAAAGAAAAAUGAUUGGCCAGAAGGAUACCAACUUGCAGCUGCAAUGAAUUUUCGCUUCCCUCAGUGUGUCUCCAUAAACUUAAAAACUCUCAUUCCAAAUGCCAGCAAUGAGGCAAUACAACUUAUGAGUGAUAUGCUGAACUGGGAUCCAAAGAAACGACCUACUGCAAGUCAGGUUUUGAAAUAUCCAUACUUUCAAGUCGGUCAAAUUUUAGGACCACCUCCACAAUAUGUGGAUCAGAAGCAAUCUCAUCUCAGAUCAACUCAGUCAACAGAGCCAAAACCAUCUCUACCCAGAUUGGAACCUGUAUCAAAGUUAGAAUCAAUAUCUAAACCAGAAUCUCAGUCUUCACCAGAUGCACCUGAGAAAAUUCAACCACAAUGUGUAAUGAGGAAUAGCCAGUAUCCCCUUCAGCCAAUUCAGCUGCCACAAAAUGUAACCAACCAGCAACCAUCAAAGCAACAGCAAUCACAGUCAUUUCUUCCAGCCAUCAACAAAAACUCAACACCAAAGCAAAUAGCCACAGGACCUUCAAAUGGUGCAGUGGGCCUGAAAAACUGUCGGCGUCGAUGGGGUCAGACUAUAUUAAAAACCAUGGAUAGUUUGGAUGAUUUUGACGGUGCAGAAUUUGGAAUUUCUCAUUCUAAGAAACCUAGCAUUACUGCGUUAAGUGAAAAGAAAACAAAAGAAUCACUUUUUAGUGUUCCUGAGGUGAAAUCCCCCAGCUCUGGUCAUUCAGGAGGAGAAAACAAGAUUCUGAAGAGAAAUGACUCUGGUAUUUCAACUACAUCAGCAAAACAGUACUACUUAAAACAAUCAAGAUAUCUACCUGGUGUCAACCCUAAGAUUGUUUCUUCAGGUGCAGUCAAUAAAGAGGCUUCACGUGGUCCUUGGAACAAUCCGUUGUUUUCGAAACCAGUAGCACCAAUGGGAGGUCUGUCUUUCAGUCGUGUUGCUGCAGAAGAAAACUUAAUUAAACCAAUUGAGAAACUGUCAUGCAAAGAAAGAAUGAAUGAAAAAUUAGAAGAGCCAAAAGGAAAUCCUGGCUUUGCAAGUGCUGCUUACAAUCCUGCUGGAGGAUAUAUCCCUUCCUUUCACAAAAAAGAAGUUGGUUCAGCUGGUCAGAGGAUACAACUAGCCCCUCUUGGUCCAUCAGCCACAGAAUAUGCAGAAUAUGCAUGGAAAACAAAAGCUGCUCGUGUUCAGUUAGCAGGGCCUACAUACAACCCAGCCACAAAAGGCAUCAACAUUUUAACUCGCCCACAACCAGUACAACCAGUGCAUGGAAGAACUGACUGGGUGGCGAAGUAUGGAGGACAUCGAUAGAGAUGCUAUUUCACACCAUGCAUACUUACUGUGACUGUCUAUAUCCAUUCCUUAAUCUUGAGACACUUUAAAAGUUAGUUCUACUAAUAGAAUAUCAAUACUGGAAAGAACGGAGAGCUUGUAUUUUAUUACCUCUAGGAAACUAUAUACAGAGAUGCAUAUAAUAAAUACAUUUUACUUAGAAAAGAAUCUUCAAAAUAGUGUCUCUAAGGGCUAGGGCUUUUGCUUGCAUUGAAAAGUAUUCAAUAAGAUAUCUUGCCAAAGCUAAUGAGUUUUUGAGCUCAUACUAGAUGAAUGGGAAGAUAAGGUUUGUUGGGCCCUCUUGAUGUGUUCUUAUAGAAAAUGUUUAGGAGAUGCAAAAAUGCAAAUAAAUGGACUAAUGUUUUGAUAACUAUGGCAAAAUUAUAUAUGGACACCAAAUGGAUAAAAGGUGUAGUGAAGAGUCAGUUUCAAACAUGUUGUUUCCAGAAUUCUUUUUUUAGAAAGUUGAAAGCAAAAUUUAUUGACACAAAUUGGAUUCUCUACUGCAUAUUUCAGCUAGCAUCAGAGGGUCCAGAACUGGUCGAUUUAUUUGUCUUGACUUUGGGUUGGCUGCGAGCCUUACAAAGUAUGACUGCAGAGUGUGACUCCACAGAUAGUCACUAUUACAAGUGUUUAUAGAGGGGAUAUAUCUUGAAAGGCCAAUUCUAUAUUUUUUCAUCCAUUGUAUGUAACUCCUAUGGAAGAAGGUGUGGAAUUCUUAAAACAUGUAAGUAAUUUCCAAACUGACCAAUGUUCGGUUUGCCUCGAAGUUUGACAGCAGACCUUACAGGAUGGGUAGGAAGUGAUUUGCCUCUAAACUGUAUUGGCCCUGAUGCCCCAAUCCUCAUGUGCUGUCGUGGGCUGGCAUCCUGCUGAAAUUGAAGAAACCUUUCAUUGCACAAAAGGUAUGCAAACCUAAGUGCUCUGCAAGCCUCUCACAUGUAAGAAGGCAUUAGAAUUAGGUGCUUGUUUGUCUUGUAAAGGUCUUCUGUAGGUAUGAUCAUAUGACAGUGCAAUGUAAAGUGUGGCUGGGGUUAUGAAAGCAUCCUUCCCUACCUAGAAUUCCAUUUAGCACACCAGCUGAGCCAGGAAAUGGAUAUUCUAGUUGCAAUUAAUGAGCAUAGCCCUCUCAUCUUGUACUCUGCAGACUACUCUCCCUUCACUGGUCAAAGCAUUUCCCUCCUACAGGUCCCUUCUUUAUAUGAGGUAGGGACUUUGUUGUUGCUAUACAAUUUUUUCCCCUAGGAAAACCAUACCACUUGGUUUUCCUUUUAAACUUUCCCUACUUUUGUUGAACUAGAUAAUUUAAUUAACAGUAGUGCCUUCUUUUGGUAACCAAAGCUGAACUAUAGAGUUUUCUACAAUAACUGCUUGAACCUCGUAACAAUUGGCAGUGUUUCUCCUUCGACCCUCUUUCUUAUAAUAUUCUGGUAUAGAAUAUAGUGUAGCAUAGAGACAUACAUGCAGCCUUCUUUCCUGUUUCCAAUGCCAUAAAGUAGACAGUGAUCCAAAAUCUUUGUGUUGUUUUAAUUUAUUUCUGUUUUUAAUAGGUACACUAAUAUAGUAGACAACAGGGAUCCAUUCUGCAUCUGUCAGAUUUAUUACUUUAAGCUGGCAUGCAGAAUCCAAGUUCCUCUGAAUGGUGCUUUGGAGUUCCUAUUAGCCUCAGCCAGCAUGGUCAUGGCUCGCUGGUAAUGGGAGAUGUGAGGUCAGCAACAUGGGGAAGGCCACAACUUCUCCACCCUUGCUCCAGGCUGUCCAUUCCUUCAAUUGCUAAAUGUUGUAGUAUUUAUUACAUUAAACAUGACAAUGCAGUUUUAACAGUGGCAUGUAGUAUACAGUACAUUUGUUUACAAUUGUGUAAUGUUAAAGAGUUCCUUGUAGGCUAACAAGUAUUUUUAUGUAUUUUAUAUUUUCAAAGCAUUUCUACUGUAGAAUACUUGUUGGUUGAUUUGAUAAUUAAAUUAGGGGUAAAAUGCACUUGAAUGCAAUUUUUAAAAUUUUAUAGAAAUUACAGAGAUGUUAAGCAUAAUGUUAAUACUGAAAAGUUCAUUUGAUUGGUACUGUAAAGGCUAAGUGAUUUUUAAAGUAAUUUUAAAGCUGUUGUUAUGCGGACUUGGAGGCCUAUCCACCUAAUGUGCUUCAGUCUCUCAAAAUGUACAAAUACGCAGUGUCAGUGAAAUGCUGUCUGGAAGGUAUACAUUUUCAUGUUUCAUGUUAGUACAGUAAAGAGCAAGAUAUUUAACCUUGCACCUAGAAUGGUUUUCAACUGAAAAUCAUAUGUUUUAUAAUAAAGUCAACUUCUCAGGAA
Pogona vitticeps (central bearded dragon) is the source of this 4770-nucleotide messenger RNA. It is a transcript of the gene MAK, whose product is annotated as male germ cell associated kinase. Gene Ontology annotation, molecular function: ATP binding; protein kinase activity. Gene Ontology annotation, biological process: protein phosphorylation. The record is from RefSeq and is a predicted model, not a curated record. Lineage: Eukaryota; Metazoa; Chordata; Lepidosauria; Squamata; Agamidae.